UUGAAACUUCACAGUUCCCAAAUAAUUUUGAAAUCUUUUCAGUGGUUUUGUGUGCCUCAACUUUCUCCCAGCGUUGAGAGCCUGAAGUUAGAGGGCACAGAUAAGUGGGGAGAGAUUUAAAAGAGACCCGAGAGGUAACAUCUUCACACAGUGGCUAGUGAAGUACCUGCAUUAAGCUGCCAGAGGCAGUGAUCAAGGUGGGUAAAACUGCAACUUUUAAGAGGCGUGUGGAGGGGAGAGGCUUGGAGGGUUGUGGAUCAAAAACAGUCAAAGCAAGGAGAAUGCUGUGGUUGCCAUGGACCAGUUUGGCCAAAGGAGCUUUUUUUCCAUGUUGUAUGACGUUGGCACGUUCCAAGCUGCAGGUGUGUGUGCUCAGGGACACACUGAAUCUUGUUGCAACCAACACAAAAGCCUAGUGGAGGACUGCAGUCCCAGGCCCUGCUGCCAAUGGACUCUGUUCAGUCCCGUGUAACAGCCUCUCAAACACUUGUUGGGCUACCGUUCGAAGAGGCCACAGGAGUUAAAUCGAAGAGGGCAUAGGUUGAGUGAAAGGGGAAAGUUUAAAAGCAAGUUUACAAAGCAAGUUGUUUUACACAACAGAGAGUGGUGACUGCCUGGUACACAACGUCAGGGGAGGUGUUGGAACCAGAUACGAUGGUAACACAGAUGAAGAAUUUACAGACAAGUCAAAUCAAAUUGUCAUAUAUACAAGUAUGAAGAAGUACAGAUACAAUGAAAUACUUGCAGCAGCGUUACACCCACAUAAGAUUCAGACAAUAGAACACAGAACAUAAGUUAUACAUAUACACCACACACUAUCAGGCAGGGAAUGGAAAAAUAUUAGAGACCAUGUGCAGGUACGUGGGAUUAGUUAAAAUUAGCAUCCUGGCCAGCACAGACACUGUGGGCCGAAGGGUCUGUUGCUAUUCGGUACUGUUCUGUGAUCUAUGAGUGGUAUUGGUGCUUUGUAUAUAGAAUAUAUCAACAUGACAGCAUUAUGAAUGUAUAAACUGGAAGAUCCACGAAUGCGGAGCAAAUCGGGUAUUGCUGCGUACUUUCUGCACUUAGUUUAUGUGAAUAAAGUUUAGACGUUUAGAAUAGAGUUUAAAGUUAAAGGCAGGGUGCCUUUAAGGUAUUGCGAAGUGCACGCAUCAGAUUUGGAGCAAUAGUUGUAGAGGGCGUGAACACAAAACUACUAAGCAAUCCGCCAGUGUGCUGGGCAGGACAUGUGCGCUGGAGGUGAGCUCCUGAAUUGAAGUCUUGUGGCAGUGAAGUCUGAUAGCAGGAUGUUGCAGACUCUGAGUGACUGGUUUUGGUGGGAUGACCUGUGGCUUCCCCGAAAUCUGACCUGGGAUGAUCUCCAGGAUAGAGAUGGCUUUGUUUAUGCGAAAGUCUCUCAUUUGUAUGUCACCGUCCUCUAUGCUCUACUACUUAUGGUGGUUCGGUACUUCUUUGAAAGGCUCAUAGCCACGCCACUUGGAAAAUUUAUGGGGAUUAAAGACCAUGCCCGGUUAAAGGCCAGCUAUAAUCCUGUUUUAGAACAUUUCUUUGUCUCAAUUUCAAAGCAUCCGAAUAAGUCACAGUUAGAAGGCUUGUCAAAGAAAAGCAGCUACUCUAUACGGAUGGUAGAGAGAUGGUUUCGAAGGAGACGAAAUCAAGACAGACCAAGCUUAAUGAAGAAAUUUCGAGAAGCUUGCUGGCGUUGUACAUUUUAUCUCCUAGCGUUUAUCGGAGGGAUUGCUGUCCUCAUUGAUAAACCAUGGUUUUAUGAUACGUGGGAAGUCUGGGUGGGAUAUCCUAAACAGACAUUGUUACCUUCCCAGUAUUGGUACUAUAUCAUUGAACUGAGUUUCUAUUGGUCACUCUUGUUUAGUAUUGCAUCGGAUGUGAAAAGAAAGGAUUUUAAAGAACAAAUAAUUCAUCAUUUAGCAACUAUCAUCCUGCUGAGUUUCUCCUGGUGUGCAAACUACAUCCGUGUGGGAACGCUUGUCAUGGCAGUGCACGACUCGUCUGACAUCCUGUUGGAGUCGGCCAAGAUGCUCCAUUAUGCUGGGUGGAAAUCGGUCUGCAACUCCCUCUUCGUGGUGUUUGCUGCUGUUUUUAUAAUUACCAGGCUUGUCAUCUUCCCCUUCUGGAUCAUCCACUGUACCUGGGUCUAUCCGAUUUACCACUACCCUGCAUUCUUUGGAUAUUAUUUCUUCAAUGUCAUGCUGGUUGUCCUUCAGUUGCUUCACAUUUUCUGGGCUUACCUCAUCCUACGGAUGCUCGCAAAGUUUCUCUACAGCAAGCUGGAUGGGGACGAUCGCAGUGAUAAGGAGGAGUGUGAAGACAGCGAUGAAGACGAGGGCAUGAAGAAUGGUACCGGUGUCAGGGGCAGUCUGUCAGUUAACAGCCACCAUGCUCACUGAGGCUGGGAAGGCUCAGCUCUGGCCCGAUGGUGUGGACUUGUUCAAUGCUGGGAGUGGUACCUCUGGAGCAGACUGUCGUGAUGAGUCUCACACUGUCAAUGGACCUGAGGAAAAUCAGGCCUCCUGUCGAUGUUUGAGGACCACCAGCCUCACUGCAUGAGAAGAUACUCUGUAUGGAAAAUCUACAAGUAUUGAUUUUUAAUACCAUUGCCAGAAUCCACUAGAACCUAUCUGUUACCAAUUGAUAGAGAGCCUGGCUCACAAGAGUUGAAUUCAUUCAUAAAAUUGGCCCCUCUAUCCAAUUUAUUUCUGAAAUAGUCAUAAGGCAUAGAAACAAGACCUGCAGCUCUCUGGAUCUAUGCAGAUCAUCAAUCACCCAAUUACACUAAACCUACCGAAAUUCUGUUUUAUAUUGCCUACAUUCCCAUCAACUUUCACCCCUGGAUUCACUAACAUUGUGCUCAUUAGAUGCUCAGGACAAUAUUCCAGAGUAAUUGAUGUCAUGUUCUUUUGCCCAGAGAUCAGUGAGUCCUUUUGAGACCACAGCCUCAAGCUUCUAACCUACCAAUGUAAGGUAAUGCAUUUACCAGCCUUUCAAAGUGUUUAGUCCUUUUGGGUUCUAAAUCAUUCAUUGCACCACUUUUGUUCCCUCAAUAGUCACCCCUCGUCCAGUCUCAGCUUCUCAUCGUGACCGUGAGCCCAUCCAUUUCCAUCCACUCAUUGUGGUGUUAGAAAUGGUCUUGUGCAAUAUUUAUGCUGACAUUUCAAAUAGGAGCUGAAUCUGAGACAAAUGACCAUUCCAAAUUGAAAAAUAUUAAAUACUUCUUGCCUCGUUGGGUAGCAUUUCUGAUUUAAUUCUUGCAUUUAUGUAGCACCUUUUACAACCUCAGGGCAUCCCAAAAAGUAUUACAGUCAAUGACAUACUUUUAAAAUGUGCUUGCUAUUGUAACCUGGGGAAGAAUGCACAGGAAUCUGUGCUUGGCAAGAUCCCAUCAAAUUGUAAUUUAGUGAUGGUGAGCCUUUCUGUACUUGUUGAUUGAAUUGAAAGGGGUUCAUAAUAAGAUAGUAUAACUCAGAUAAAUCCUUAGGAAAUUAGAAUUUGCUUCAUUAAGCCAAUGAACAUGUAAUUUUAAACCUCUUAAGGGUGAUGUUAAUUUGCGAUUUAAAGCUCAUUUAGAUACUUCUGAUUGUUAUAGCAUUUACUAUCUUUCUAAAUUAUUUCUCUGACUAUAGACAGUCUUAAGAAAAGGAAAUGUGGGAGGAGGAAAACAUUCAGCUCUUCAUCCCUGUGCUACCAUUCAAUUAGAUCAUGGCUAAUCUUUUACCUCAGUGACACCUUUCUCUACGAAGUCCAGGUCCUUUGAUUUCCUUAAUAUACAUAAAUCUACUGAUCUUUUUGUUUUCUUGAGUAUACUCUGCAACUGAACCUCCACAGCUGCCCAAGAAGAUUUCUAAAUGUUUAGGUGAAGAUAUUCUCACCUCCGUCCUAAAUGUUUGAACUCUUAGGACUGUAAUCCCAGCUUCAGCAUUCCCUGGUUGAGUGAAACAUCAUCACUGCUACCAAUUACAUAUGUUUUAAUGAGAUCACCUCUCAUUCUUCUAAACUCGAGAUUAGGGGCUUAUUCUAGUUAAUUCUUUCCUCACCACAAUUCUAAGGAAUUUAUCAGAUUGGCCUUUGUUUCACUUCUUGUAUUACCUUCAACAGAAAGGUCAAAAUUUCACACAUGGUAUCACCAUGAACCAAUAUAAUUGCAUCGAAAUGUUUUUUUUCUUGUUCCCAAAUCCUCUUGCAAUAAAGGCCAUAGGUUGUUUGCCUUGAUACCUGCUGGAUCUGCAUGAUAAUUUUCAACAAUUCAUGUUCCAGGACACCCAGGUCCUUCUGAACAGCAGCACCUUGUAAAUACUCACUGCAGAAAGAAUAGCCUGCCUUUCUAUUUUAUGCCUAGUGGAUGAUCUCAUUUUUCCCCACAUAUUCCAUCUGUUAUGUCUUCAUCUCCUCACUUAACUGAUCUAUAUCCUCUGAUGUCCUUCUGCCAAUCCACACUGCUGCCAAGCCUUAAUAUCAUGGCAGACUUGGAUAUGUUACACCUGGUCCCUUCAAGUUGAUCAUAGCUGCAGAUUGUGAAGAACCAGAAACCCAGCUCCCUGUGGGACACCACGAAGCACGGCCUCCCAAUUCAAAAAUGGCACAUUUCUUCCUACUCUCUGUGCAUUAACCAAUCCCCAACCCAAGUCAGUUUCUUCCCACGAUCCCAUAAUGCAUCAAUUUUGUUUAGUAAUCUUUUGUUGGGUGCAGUAUAUUCUGAAAAACCAGUAAACCAUGUGCAUUAAUUUCCCUUUUCUAUUCUGCUAGCCACUGCUUCAUAAAACUGCCCCCAUCCAAGCUGCAUAUCUUUCCCCUCCCCAUAAUGAAAAGCCCUCAGUUAUGCUAAAACUCAGUCAGCCUGCUCGUCUUUCCCCGCAUUCUGUUUCUGUCCACACAGAUCACAUAAAUGUCAUAUCAAUCUGAGCUGUGCAAGCUCCUCCAACAUUACCCUUCUGAAUCAUCACGUCUGCCUUGCUUGUCUUCCUGUGUCUCGACUAAUUAUGUAAACCCAAUCUGAAGAGUGUGACUGCCUCCUGGGACAAAGUGCCCACUCUGAUGUAGUAUAGUUCCCAAAUCUCAGACUAGCACAUCAACUCUGAGCCAAAAUUUAUCAAGAUAUUGAACAGCUUGGCAUCACGUUCCUUUCCAUCAUCUUCCAACAGCAGCCUCAAUGUAUCACCUGCUGUGUUGUACUGUAUAAAUUUAAUUAUAUAAGUUAUGCCAUUGCCUUUAGCUUGUUGAAGUCUCUCUUUCAUCAGAAUCAGCUGUGGACUCUACUAAAUCAAUGUUUUUUUAAAAAAAUUUAGGAAAUCCCAAAAAAUUAGAUUCUUGUGCAUAAUUUUAAAUGUGAACCCUGCAAUCCCUUGCAUUCAUUGUUCUUCCAACACAUCCAUUAAAGACAUUGAUUUCCAUUCCUAGCACAGCUUAGGAUGUAAGGUGCCAGGCUUGAGGUGAAGCUCAGAAUAACCCCCCCCCCCCCCCCGAGGGAAUAGGAAAGAAAAUAUAAUUCACAGAGAGACACGUUAUAUAGAAGUAGAGUGUUAACUGAUUCCCAGUAGUUUAGCUGCUCAGUGUGUAGUGACUGGAGCUGUUGAUGAUCAGACAUUACAACAAUACCUUUGAUAUCUGGUGCUCUGUGGCAAUGUGAAAUUCCGUCACAUUUUAUUGCUUUGAGCAAACCCAUUGUAUUUAUGCUUGUGUUUUUCCUGUCUUCACAUCUGCUCCCUGUUUUGUGCUGCAUCAGCCAGUAGUAACGACACCUGCAGCCUGGAGCUGGAAGACCCUGUAUCUCCAGAUCCUGCCCUCCCAAAACCCAGAGCAACUAGUACUGUAUUUUUAUUGUUUUUCAAACCUGAAACAGUUGGCUACAAUGAAACUCUGAGCAGGUUUCAAUCAGAAUAAUCCAGACAGACAGUAACUAUGUAAAUUCUCACAGGAAUGGACAUUGAUCUGAAAUGCUGACCUUAGUUUUCAGUUCAUUGAUGUUUUUUGAUCUG
This is a messenger RNA of Hypanus sabinus (Atlantic stingray), 5990 nucleotides long. Its product is annotated as ceramide synthase 2-like. Gene Ontology annotation, cellular component: membrane. Lineage: Eukaryota; Metazoa; Chordata; Chondrichthyes; Myliobatiformes; Dasyatidae. The record is from RefSeq and is a predicted model, not a curated record. The coding region runs from base 1287 to 2408 and encodes 373 amino acids. The transcript has 11 exons. Gene Ontology annotation, molecular function: sphingosine N-acyltransferase activity; DNA binding. Gene Ontology annotation, biological process: ceramide biosynthetic process.